This is a messenger RNA of Actinia tenebrosa (Australian red waratah sea anemone), 1843 nucleotides long. RefSeq lists its product as uncharacterized. The record is from RefSeq and is a predicted model, not a curated record. Lineage: Eukaryota; Metazoa; Cnidaria; Anthozoa; Actiniaria; Actiniidae. Gene Ontology annotation, molecular function: protein binding.
UGAAGAACCUGGCAUAUAGUGAACAUGCCGGCCGGUGGAGGUAAAGCAAAAGUUCCCUAAAAUUUUGAGAAAUUUGAAAGAAAAUGUGGAGAACUCUUCGCAAAGUCUUUUGGAACCGAUCUGGAAAUCCAGCAAACCUUCGUCUUGGACAAGUACAGGUCGCCGAGAAGAAUGAUGAAGUGAAUCCACUUCCAUUGAGUCUUGAAAAAGAACGAAUACCUCGACAUGGAAAAGCUCUGCUCCAAGAACACGACCUCGCACAGCUCGAGGAAGGUUUCAACCUUGUACGAAGCAUUCUCAUUCGUGCCAGGAGAGAAGAAAAGAGAAAAAUAGCGAGGCUUAUGUUUUUUGUUGGCGAAGAGAAAGAAGAAGAACAAGCUGGUUGUGGAACAAUUAUUGAUGAAAUUAAAUUGUGGUUUACAGGUGUCCUGGCACUGACUAGUAUAUUGAGCUGUCGACAUUUUAUUUUUGAUGAAGACCACAAGAUAGACAUCAGAAGGAUUCCCCAGGCAUUAUACUAUUUAACCAUUCACAACCCAAGGUCUGCUUUGGCUGUUCUACCAGUGGUACAUAGUGAUCAAGCAUCUUUAGAAGAUUCAAACAGCAAAAGCCUGUCAUUAAAUGAAGCUGCAUCAUCUUUUCAAACAACCUCUGAUGAAUGCACAGCACAAUGCCAGAAUAAACUAGGUGUCAAGUAUGCUGCAAGACGACAAUACCAAGAGGCAUUUGCACUGUUUCAGCAAGCUAGUGUACAUGGACAUUCCCUUGCACAGUUUAACCUUGGUUUGUGCUAUGAGAAUGGCAAAGGAAUAGACAGAGACCUUGAAAAAGCUGCUGAGUGCUACAAAAAGGCAGCAGCUCUUAACCACAGUGGGGCUCUUUAUAACCUUGCUCUGUUUCACAUGGACGGCAUUGGCACAUUACCCAAAGAUCAAACCAGAGCAUUGGAGCUAUUAGAACUUGCAGCAAAAGCUGGCAUGAAGAAAGCACAGUCCUAUUUAGGUAUUUACUAUGCAAAUGAAUCAUCCAAACAUGUUGACUAUGCAAAAGCUGUGUCCUACCUGGAAAAGGCUGCACAUAAGAAAGAUGCUGCAGCAGAAUAUCAUUUAGGAAUCUGCUACGAACGUGGUCUUGGGGUCGAACGAGAUCUCAAAAAAGCUGGUCAGUUGUACGAAUCUGCAGCAAAUCACGGCAGUGUUUCAGCUCAACAUAACCUUGGUGUGUUCUACCAGCAUGGCUUGGGAGGUCUUCCAGUUGAUCAUAAAGAAGCACUAAGAUAUUACAGAAUGGCGGCAGAGGCUGGUGAUGAAGAUGCUCAUCAUAACUGUCUACAGCUCAUGGAAGAGACAUCUUCAGAGAAAAGAGUGAACAGCUUGGUACCAUUUGUUGGGAAUGAUAUCUUAUUAGCUUUUUUUCAACAAAUGACAUUCAAGCAAAAUAAUGAAGGAAUUUUACGUUGUUCUUCUAGUCCUGAACUGAUAGAUCAACAAGUGAAUUCACAAGACAUUCAACCAAAAAAACAUGACUCUGGAAGACAUUUAGUUGCAUUUUGAUGUUUUCAUAUACCGUUUACUGUAGUAAAAACUCCAGUCCCACAGACAUAAGGUUUUUUAUUGUCAAAUGUUUGUCAAUUUAUCUAUCUUAAUGAGUUAAAAGUAGUUUGAUUGAAAGAUUUAUGGAGUCCCUGCCUAGCUCAACUCGUCACAUAGUGUUACAUUUAUAUAAAAAAGGUUUAAAAACAUAAAAAUUGAACUAAUUUAUUAAAAUCAUGAAUAUUUUUAUUAUAUUUGUAAAUAGGUUCUGUAACAUUUUGAACAGAAAUAAAAUUAAUUUGAAUUUACAA